Molecule: messenger RNA, 3501 nt
Organism: Octopus sinensis (East Asian common octopus)
Lineage: Eukaryota; Metazoa; Mollusca; Cephalopoda; Octopoda; Octopodidae
Exons: 2
Coding region: 12-2384 (790 amino acids)
Biological process (GO): regulation of transcription by RNA polymerase II
Cellular component (GO): mediator complex; core mediator complex
Molecular function (GO): transcription coregulator activity
Source: RefSeq, a predicted model, not a curated record
UCCUGCUGCAAAUGUCUGACCGUCUUGGUGUUAGUUCUUUCCCUUUACCUCCCAUGCAAUAUGUGAGGUACUGUACUGAUGAAAAUAUGGCAAAAGGAAUACCAGCACCACCACCAACCCAGGAGAACUACACAGUAUUUGGUGUACCUUCCAACAUUAAUGAUCCCAUUCAGACAUUAGAAUCCCUAGGACUUACACAGUUAUAUCCUGAAAACCAUAAUCGUAAAAAGGAAAUGAAGAAACUGAACCAUUCCAUUCUUGUGUGCUUUCUAGAUUUGAUAGACAUACUUAUUCGGAACCCCAACUCUUCAGAUAGGCAAGAAAAACUGAAUGACCUGCGUUUACUAUUCAUAAACCUCAAUCAUCUUAUCAAUGAAAUCCGACCAAAUCAGGCCCGGGAAACAUUACGAAUGAUGAUGAUGAAGCAAAAGUGUCAAACAGUCAAACUAUUGAAUGAAUUUGAAGAAAAACUUGCUGAGGCCAAAGAAUUGAUAGCAAAAAGUAUACAAAAUCUGCAAGUUUCCAAUCCAGAUGAUUGUGAAGCUUUUAAAUUAUCUGGUUUGUUAGAAUCCGGGUCAUGUAUAUUGAAUGAAAACAUUGAAGUGACUUCUGAGUGUUCUGUACAAGACUAUACCAUCAAUACGAUAGAAUACUUAAAUGAAGUUUGUAAUUUUGGAAGAGAAGAUUCUGUAGUACAAUCUGAAGUGAAAAUGGAAAACAUUGACCGUAAAAGUAAAGUUUUAGAUGCCCAGGAAAGUAAUAGGGGCUUGGAUGCAACUGGAGAAAAGGCACGUUUUGAUUCUAAACUUUCAGUUAGAAAUACUGAUGAUGUGAAAAUAGAGAAUGAAGAUAUUUUAACCAAUACUUAUGCUAACAAAAAUCAGAAAGAUAUGGAAUUCACGGAUAGUAUGAAGGUUACAGCAGACUAUACUGGACUUUCAGAUAGCUUGCUUGCUGCUAAGAGUGGUGUGCAGCUGGCUUUGUGUGAAGUCAAAGCCAUAGUAGAAGAUGUAGACCUUUCAGAGUGUAAGCAAGAUGUUGUAAAUAAUAAGACAUGUACAGAUGUGAUAGAAAAUGGAGAGUGCAAUGUAAAACUGGAGAGAAAAAGUAAAGAUAGCUGUUCUGAAGGUAUUGCCUCUUCCCAAAGUAAAUCUGUGGAUGUGUGUUUCUCACAGAGUAAACAAGAUGAUGCACAAUCUAAACAGGAAGCUGAAAGGGACAGCAUACAUGAGGCUGGAGAUGAUUUACCACUCUUGCAGGGAGCUGAAAAUGAAGUGUCACUCAUUCAAGUUAGGCAAGGGCGGGAAGGAGAUGUGUCACUUGUGAAACAGGCUAAAGAUGAUGUGUCUCUUGUGCAGAAUGUUGAGGGUGAUGUGUCACUUAUGAAGAGUGAGCAAGGUGGUGAAAGCAAUUUGCAAAGCAAACAAGGUAAUGUGCCCUUCAGGCAAAAUAAAAAAGCUGAGGGUGACUCAAGACUUGUGUCACCAAAUCAGAACUUGGAAGAUGAUACUCAAUUUGUGCUGUAUAAACAAGAAAGUGAAAGAGAGAUGUUGUUUCAAAAGACAUCAGAUAACUUGGAUGCAAUGGAAAACAGAAAGCUGUUGGCUAGAGAUACAAAUGUAGAGGAGAGCAAAGAGGAGAUUUAUGAUGACAAAAAUAUUGGGGAAAACAAAGAGGAAAUUUAUGAAGAUACAAAUGUAAGGAAGAGCAAAGGAGAAAUAACUGAUGACACAAAUAUGGGAGAGAGUAAAGGGAGGGAUUGUGGAACAAAUGCUAAGGAGAGCAAAAAGAACAUACAUGAUGAUACAAAUAUAUGGGAGACCAAAGAGGUAACAGAUAUUGAUGGAGUAGUGGAGAGCAAGGAAGAGAUGACUUGUGGCAAAAUAUUAAUGACAAAUCAAGAAGAGAUGGCAGGUGAUAUGAGUGCUAUGAAGAAUCAAGAAGAGACAGCUAAUGACACAAAUGUGGUGGAAAGUCAAGAAGAGACUGCUUGUGUCACAAAUGAAGUAGAGAGUCAGGAAGAGGCUGACUGUGAUGCAAAUGAGGUGGAAAAUCAAGGGACAGCUUGCAACACAAAUGUAGUGGAGAGUCAAGGAGAGAUGGAUAGUGAUGUGAGAGGAAUGGAGAGCCAAGAUGAGAGGGGUGAUGACAGAAGCAUAAUGGAGACCAAGAAAGAGUGGGAGGGUAAUAUAAAUGUGGUAGAGAGCCAAGAGGAAAUGGCUGGCAAUGCCAGAAUAAUGGAAAGCCAAGCGCCAUCGGAAAGUAACAUAACUACUGAUGAUGAUCCUGACAAUGUAAGUACCUUGCAGAGUAAACGGAAACAUGAUGAUGAUGUGGGUCGUGAACGAAUGAAGAAAAAAUUGGAAGGUAACUUUUCAAAUUAAGCAAAAGACUAAAGAACUUGAAACUUGGUAUUAAUAUGCACAAUUCUGAGAAAGACUUAGUGCAGGUUAUUCACAAUUCAGAAAAUUGCUACUAGUAUAAAAAAUUUUUGAAGUGACGUAAUGAGGGUUUUGCAUGUACAAAUCCAAAAAUGUUGAUGUUGUAUGCACAAUUCCAAAAUGGACUUAGUGCAAGUUACUGACAAUAUCAAAGAAAGAAAAAACGGACUUGGUGUGCAAAAUUCUAAAGCAGUUGGUGUAGCUUAUGUCCAAUUCUGUGAGACUUACACAGUAAUUCCAAAAUGAUCUUGGUGCUCAUGCAAGUUAUGCACAAAUAAAAGAAAUUCUUGAUGCAGGUUAUUUACAAUUCUGAAGAUGAAUUGCAGUUCAUGCACACUAUGCACAAUUCCAGAAAGGAUUUAAGUGUCUGUAAAGUUUAUACAUAAUUCUGAAAAGGACUAGGUAGUAGUACUAGUACAGAUUUUAUGCACAAGGCUGAAUAUAAUUUUAAUUAACAAAGCUACAGGAACAUGCAGUGGACCAAAAGUAACAGAUAAGUGUAAUUAUGUGAAAAUUGGUUAAUUACUAAGAAUGUUGCAUUUGACUGGAUGCAAGAAUUUUAUAAGUUGUGGCAAAGUAUGAAGAAUUAUUUUUUUUGAUUUUGCUGAUAUGGAAAAGGAAUUCCACAUCAUUCCACCAGGCUCUUAUCAACUGAGACCAUACCAACUGAGAAUCAAACUCUAUUUUAUAUUUAUCAACACUGUUGCACUGCCAAAGAUAAUGUCUUUGGUUUUGCUUGUGUCUUUGUUUCUGACAGUACUGUCUGUUCAUUACAACUGUAAAAUGACCACCUCAACUAAACACAGUCCCACCCACUCCACAUCUCUGUUGAUUCACCAAGAAGUGAUAAAUUACAGAACUCUUAUAUAAUUGUAGAUUGUUCUUAAAUACAUUAUAACUGAAAGGUUCAUAAUUCCAAAACUCCUAGUUACAUACUUCUGAUUAUCCAGCUGGCAAUCUGACCCUCAUUUACUUUGAAAUAUCUGUUUGAAUAUAUUUUGAAAUCUAUGAAAGUUAUAAAGGAAUUGCUUGCCUUUGUUCUUUAAAAAAUAGAAAACAA